AUGGUCGACUCGGUGAUCCAGCUGAAAUGCGACCGCAACAACUACCCCUGGGGUAGGAAAGGCCACGAGCCACUAGCCGCCCGGCUGUGCGCGAAGUCAAAUCCCGACUUCCAGAUCGAUGACUCGAGAGAAUACGCUGAGAUGUGGAUGGGCACGUACCCCGAGCUGCCGUCCUACUCGCUCAGAACGGGCGAGGAUUUGCAGGAGAUAUUGAAAGAGUACAAGGAGAAACUGAUCGGCAAGGGAGUGUACGAGAAGUUCGGAUGUGAUCCGCCUUUCCUCCCCAAAAUCUUAUCCAUUGCGAAGGCGCUCCCACUACAGAUCCACCCUGACAAGAAUCUGCAUCAGGAACACCCAGACCAGUUCACGGAUCUCAACCACAAACCUGAGAUUGCAGUUGCUCUGUCCAGAUUCGAGGCCUUUGAGCUGAUGAAGUUGGAAAUUCUCCGCCCGUUCCUGCCGACCACUUCCGAGGGCUUGACGCUGAGUGAUGAUGAGACCCUGAGACAGAUUUGUACGAAUAUGCUCAAGGCGCAGGAGGACCUUGUCGCAAAGACGAUGAAGGGCCUGUUGGCAACGCCGCCGCAGCAAUUCGGGCAACAGGCGUAUGUGCUCGAAUUGGCCAAGAGAUUGCAGGAACAGUACGGCAAGCAGGACAAUGGAAACCUUGUGGCGUUGGUGUGUAUGAAUUUCUUGGUGUUGGAGGCAGGUUCGGCUAUAUAUAUUCCUGCAAAUGGCAUUCAUGCUUACCUCUCUGGCGACAUCGUCGAGUGCAUGGCGAGGUCGAACAAUGUCAUCAACACGGGAUUCUGUCCAAGAGCGGACCGCGACUCGGUCGAUCUGUUCGCCAACUCCCUGACCUUCCAGCAACAUGACCGAUCAGAACCCAUCCUCCACCGACAGACGAGCGGCAAGAGUCAGAAUGGCAAGACGGACAAAUUCAAGCCACCGAUGAGCGAAUUCAAUAUGCUUUGUCACUGA
Messenger RNA from Cladophialophora psammophila CBS 110553, 981 nucleotides. Its product is annotated as mannose-6-phosphate isomerase. The coding region runs from base 1 to 981 and encodes 326 amino acids. Gene Ontology annotation, biological process: GDP-mannose biosynthetic process; carbohydrate metabolic process. The transcript is spliced from 2 exons. The record is from RefSeq and is a predicted model, not a curated record. Gene Ontology annotation, cellular component: cytosol. Gene Ontology annotation, molecular function: zinc ion binding; mannose-6-phosphate isomerase activity. NCBI's taxonomy places the organism in Eukaryota, Fungi, Ascomycota, Eurotiomycetes, Chaetothyriales, Herpotrichiellaceae.